This is a messenger RNA of Ctenopharyngodon idella (grass carp), 3979 nucleotides long. It is a transcript of the gene prelp, whose product is annotated as proline/arginine-rich end leucine-rich repeat protein. Gene Ontology annotation, molecular function: protein binding. NCBI's taxonomy places the organism in Eukaryota, Metazoa, Chordata, Actinopteri, Cypriniformes, Xenocyprididae. The transcript has 3 exons. The record is from RefSeq and is a predicted model, not a curated record. The coding region runs from base 294 to 1436 and encodes 380 amino acids.
CAGAAGGGUAGAACAGAUCCUGGUGUUAAGGGAUGGACGUUUCAAUUUAAUUUGAGGCACUUUCCCUGAAGGAGGGGCAGGGAGAAAGAAUUGUUGACCUUCAGAAGGAAAAGAGGGAACGACCCAAUAAGCAGCCUGCUUAGCAGAGGAGAACAGGGGAAGUACGGAGGAAAAAGGGGGAAAGAAACAGAGUGAGAGAGGAGGAGAAAGCAAGGUGGGAGAGCAAAACUCUGUGAGAGUGAAGUGACAGCUAGAGGAUUCAUCAAACGAGGGCAGGAACCAGCAACAGGACAAUGAAAGCUGGGCUUGCAUACUGCUCUCUUCUUGUCCUUCUUCUGAUCACGGAUGUCUGUGGCCAGCGAAGACCAAGACCAAAGCCUGUCCGCCCAUCUACCACCAAGAAACCUCCUGCCCCCAAAAAACCAUCCUCUCCUGCCCCCAAAUCUGCACCCGAACCCCAGGAACCCACAGAUUUCCCCCCUCCGAUCCUAGGCCCUCCCUCUGAAUUUCCAGACUGCCCCAGAGAGUGUUUUUGCCCACCAUCUUACCCAAAUGCCCUGUACUGUGAAAACCGCAACCUCCGGAAGGUCCCGAUCAUCCCAUUCCGAACCCACUAUCUGUACCUACAGAACAACUACAUUGAUCAAGUAACUGCAGACUCCUUUAACAACUGCACUGAGCUUAAGUGGAUAAAUCUGGGAAACAACCGCAUCCGUUCGGUGGAGAAACAAGUGUUUGAGAAGCUGCCAAACCUCCUUUAUCUUUAUAUGCAGAGGAACCAGCUAAAGGAGGUGCCCGACGACCUGCCGGUCGGUCUGGAGCAGCUUAGACUCAGCCGCAACCAGAUCUCAAAGAUCCCUCCUGGAGCGUUCAGCAAGAUGAAACAUCUUGCGCUUCUGGAUCUGCAUCACAACAAGAUCAGCGACAGCAGCAUGGGAAAGAACAUCUUCAAAGAUCUGAAGAACUUGAUUCAGCUCAAUCUGGCCCACAACAUCCUACGGAAGAUGCCUGCAAAUAUACCCAACAGCCUCUUCCAACUGUUCUUGGACAGAAAUAACAUUGAAGAGAUUCCACAGGACUACUUCAAGGAUUUCACAAACCUAGCCUUUGUGAGACUUAACUACAACCAGCUUAGUGACAAAGGCCUUCCAAGGAUGGUGUUCAACGUGAGCUCACUGUUGGAUUUGCAUUUGGCCCAUAACAAGCUGAGCACUGUUCCCCUGUUCAACUCUGAGCUGGAGCAACUUCACCUCAACAACAAUAACAUUGAGAAUAUAAACGGCACUGAGAUCUGCCCCACUAACUCUCACAACAUGCACGAUGAAAACGGAGCACCCAAACUGAGAUACCUGCGUCUGGAUGGCAAUCACUUGAGUCCUCCUGUGCCCUUUGAUAUCAUAAUGUGCUUCAGACACCUCCAUGCUAUAGUAAUAUAAGAAGUUAUGAGUGAUGAACAUGAUUUAUGUAUGCCUGUGCACAACCAGGCCUUCCUGUCUACUUGACAGUACUGAUUGAAUCAAACAGUACCAGAGAAAACAAGCAAGGAAUUAAGAACAAAUGGCAAUGCAUUUUAAAAAAAAAUUUUUUUUUUUUUUUUUAUCUUUAACGUUCAGGAAUGUUUCAGUGUGUAACCUAAAAACCUUCGAUGCAUCGUAUUUAUUGAAUUUCCUGCCUUGAAUACAACUGAGCAUGAGUAUUCUGCAUUAAACGUUUCUAUGUGAUUAUACAGAACAGAAGCAGCAACAAUGGCUGAGUGGAAUUAAUUAAACCCUAAAAAUAAAGGUACAUUAACUGACGUACUGUGCUACAGACAACUAGUGUAGUUACAAUGAAUAAACUGCAAGAAGUAUACUGAUCUAUAGAGGUUGACUAGAGAUUCGGUGAAAAGAAUGAUAAACAGGGGAAUAAUGUAACUACUGUGUAGUUGAAAAUGUCCUUAAUGUGCCUGUGUUUUUAAAGUACUGUGUGUAGUCCUGCCUUCAUCUUGUGUCAAUAUUUCUAUAUAAAUAUGUAUAGAAAAAAAAUUUCUAUUCAAACAUACUUAAACAACAAACAUAAUAUUGCCACCAAAAGGUUUUUUUUACUUAUUUCACUUAGGGCUUUUCACAAAUUAAUAAGAGGCUAAUUUAACCAUUCCAUUUAUAUGGUUUUAUAUUAGUCAUAUACGCAUACGCUAUCUGAAAGUAGACUCUGUCACUGCAAAUGUAGAAUGCACCUGCUAUAUUCCACACUUCGCAUAACAUAAAAAUACAAUAAAACAAUAACAAAUGGAGCAAUUCCAACAGGAUCCUCACGCCAUAAAGAAUUCCAAUAGGAUCCUCGCACCACCAAGAAGACAGAUUUAUUGUGUAAUUUACUACACAUACACAAACUUUUUCAAAGACAAAUGUACCCAGCACAAAAGAAAAUUGUGUCUAUAGCGACAUCUAGUGGUAAACUAUUAUCAAGUACAGUACAUUAUAUUGAGUAAAUUCAUCUUUAAGGCCCAGUUUCACAGACAGGGCUUAGAUUACACAAGGAUUAGGCCUUAGUUCAAUUAGGGCAUUUAAGUAGCUCAUAUGUACCCAGCACAAAAGAAAAUUGUGUCUAUAGCGACAUCUAGUGGUAAACUAUUAUCAAGAACAGUACAUUAUAUUGAGUAAAUUCAUCUUUAAGGCCCAGUUUCACAGACAGAGCUUAGAUUACACAAGGAUUAGGCCUUAGUUCAAUUAGGGCAUUUAAGUAGCUUUUAUAAACGUGCCCAUAAAAAAAAAAAAAAAAAAAAAAACAUUACUGGUGUGCAUCUUAAGACAAAACAAUGCCACUGACAUAUUUUAAGAUAUAAUGUAAUUGUGCAGUGUAAUUGCAUUCAGUUAAAGAGACAGCACCCAAAAAUGAAAAUUCUGUCAUCAUUUACUCCCCCUCAAGUUGUUUCAAACCUGUAUACAUUUCUUUGUUCUGCUGAACAAAAAGAAUUUUAUACAGGUUUGGAACAACUUGAGAGGGAGUAAAUGAUGACAGAAUUUUCAUUUUUGGGUGAACUAUCCCUUUAAAACAGCUCAAACAUGCAUUUUAGUCUAGGACUAGCUUAAAGGGUUAGUUCACCCAAUAAUGACAAUUCAUUCAUUUGUUACUCACAUCUAUUGUUCUACACCCAUAAGAAUUUCAUUAAUCUUUAGAACACAAAUUAAGUUAUUUUUGAUAAAAUCCGAUGGCUCAGUGGGGCCUGCAUUGCCAGCAAGAUCAUUUCCUUUUUCAAUGCCCAGAAAGCUACUAAAGACGUAUUUAAAACAUUUCAUGUGAGUACAGUAGUUCAACCUUAAUAUUAUAAAGUGACGAGAAUACUUUUUGUGCACCAAAAAAAAAAAAAUAAUAAUUACUUUAUUCAACAAUAUCUAGCAAUGGGUGAUUUCAAAACACUGCUUCAUGAAGCUUCAAAGCUUUACGAAUCUUUUGUUUUGAAUCAGUGGUUCAGAGCGCCAAAAUCAUGUGAUUUCAGUAAACGAGGCGUUGAAAUUUCAAUAGUUCACGUGACUUCAGCAGUUUGAUAUACGCUCUGAACCACUGAUUCGAAACAAAAGAUUCGUAAAGCUUCGAAGCUUCACGAAGCAGUGUUUUGAGAUCGCCCAUCACUAGAUAUUGUUGAAUAGUAACUUAUUUUUCGCACCAGUUUCAGUGAAUUGUUAACUGGAGACUCGCUCUGACCAGAUCAAAGACUGAAUCAGUGAGUUGUUGACUCGAAAACAGGUGCAAUUGGAUCGAUCCAAUUCACGAACAAAUUGUUCAGUGUGAUUUGUGAUUUCGCAAGGUUCAUUAAAAAGCAGGUUUAUUAAAAAGACGAUUUCUUCAGUUCAAAAUUUCAUGGAAGGACAUGUUUUUAUGAAACGUGGCUGAGUAAAAAGUAUGACAUUAUGCUUUGGAAUGUUGUAAAGUGAAAGUAAAAGUUUCCCAAAAUAAAGUACAGAUACUUAAAAAUAAAAAUAAAUACUUUGUCACUGUC